UCGACUCGUGGCGUCGGCAUCAAGUCUGAAAGCAGACGCGCAACUUUCGCAGAAUCCACCUUAAAAUCUCUGCCUUAAACUGCACCAGCCCCCAAAAAUCCGAGGGGGGAAGGCAAGGGGGGAGAGCAGAGCCCCCCUCCCCCUCUCCUCUCCCAUCCCUCCUCCUGCCUCCUCCCUUUGAGUUAACAAGGCCCCGCUCACUAUAUCUCUUUAUAUUAAAAAUAUAUAUAUUCGAGAAGAGCGAGCGAGAGGGAGAGCCGCCUCCACCCCCUUUUAAUUUUUUUUUAUUUUUUUAUUUUUGCAAGGAUCCAAAGAGCUAAAGGUGGCUGCGGAGGGGAGAGCGGCGCGCGCCAAGUGGGGGAGGGUGGAGGAAACCCGGGAGAAGGCUUUCUCCAGCCCCCAAAGUUUUGAUGAUGACCAUGACCACGAUGGCUGACGGCUUGGAGGGCCAGGACUCGUCCAAAUCCCGCGGGGACGACACAGAUCAACAAAAAACUACAGUGAUUGAAAACGGGGAAAUCAGGUUCAAUGGAAAAGGGAAAAAGAUUCGGAAGCCUCGGACCAUUUACUCCAGCCUGCAGCUCCAGGCUUUAAACCACCGCUUUCAGCAGACUCAGUACCUGGCCCUUCCUGAGAGAGCCGAACUGGCAGCCUCCUUAGGACUGACACAAACACAGGUGAAGAUAUGGUUUCAGAACAAACGCUCCAAAUUUAAGAAACUUCUGAAGCAGGGCAGCAACCCCCAUGAGAGCGACCCCCUCCCAGGCUCAGCGGCCCUGUCACCACGCUCGCCGGCGCUGCCUCCAGUGUGGGACGUUUCUGCCUCAGCCAAGGGUGUCAGUAUGCCCCCUAACAGCUAUAUGCCCGGCUACUCGCACUGGUACUCCUCUCCACACCAGGACACGAUGCAGAGACCACAGAUGAUGUGAGCUGCCCAAGGGUGUGCCCUGGGGAACGUCUGAACAAGGCAAGGAGGGCCUGGGACCUGCUCACCUCUGCCAAACCAAUCCAAGGAGCAGACUCGGAGAACUUGUAUGUGUGGCCAGAAGCCGCAGGGCUCAUUCUCCCUCGCUCUCUCCCUCUCUUUUCUUUUCACCCCUCCUUCUCUUUCCUCCAUUUUUUCUUUUCUACCUUCUUUUUCUUUCUUUUUUCCUUUAUUUUCCUCAUUUGACUUCUCUCUUCAGCAACCUCUGUAACUGAUCUUGCUGGGGGGGGGCUGGUUUCUGUGCCAGCAUUCCUGAAACCCCUCACUGUAAGGAUAUUUUUCCUCUUACCCCUUGGGAUCCAGGCUCUGAGCCCCCUCCUCUCUUUGGGGAGUAUUCAUUGAAAUGACUUUUUUUAAAAUAGAAAUUCCCCCCCACACCAGAAGAAUCUGCAUAAACAUGGCAGCGUUUUUACUUGUUUAAUGAGCUUAAGACAUUACAUGAUGGAAGAGAAGCAUUUUGGACUCCUGCAUUUUUAUUUACCAAUCCCAGACUGACCAAAAAAAGAAAAACCCUCACAAAAUAGCCCUUCUCUAAAGAAAAAGGAAAGAUCAGCCGUAAGAUUAGAAUGUUGCUACACAGGGAAUGCUGCAUGUUUUAUUAAAAUGCAAGAAUCAGGAAUGAUGAUGGAUAAACAAACAAACAAAGCAAAACCACUCCUUUCCCCAUCCCAUCCCCAACCCCUGAACUGGGAUCAGGAAAGACAGAGAAAACAACCAAAAUUACGUCUAUUGCGUUGACACCUUUACUAGGUGAAUUGGUGGCAUUCGCUAAGCUAAUAGGGACGUUUAUAUCAAGAAACAUUUCUGUAUAUAUUGUUGAAUUUUAGUUGUACAUAUACUUUGUAUGUUUUUGUCUUUCAUAUAUGGAGUAAAAGCCACAAAAUGCUGA
Molecule: messenger RNA, 1874 nt
Organism: Carlito syrichta (Philippine tarsier)
Lineage: Eukaryota; Metazoa; Chordata; Mammalia; Primates; Tarsiidae
Gene: DLX6
Product: distal-less homeobox 6
Exons: 4
Coding region: 411-929 (172 amino acids)
Biological process (GO): cell differentiation; embryo development; regulation of transcription by RNA polymerase II
Molecular function (GO): DNA-binding transcription factor activity, RNA polymerase II-specific; RNA polymerase II cis-regulatory region sequence-specific DNA binding
Source: RefSeq, a predicted model, not a curated record